This is a messenger RNA of Conger conger (European conger), 1231 nucleotides long. RefSeq names its product odorant receptor 131-2-like. Gene Ontology annotation, biological process: G protein-coupled receptor signaling pathway. Gene Ontology annotation, molecular function: G protein-coupled receptor activity. The transcript has 4 exons. The coding region runs from base 119 to 1231 and encodes 370 amino acids. Gene Ontology annotation, cellular component: membrane. The record is from RefSeq and is a predicted model, not a curated record. Lineage: Eukaryota; Metazoa; Chordata; Actinopteri; Anguilliformes; Congridae.
UAAACCCAGAUUUUCCCAAUUUUGGAGGAUUUUGUGUUCACCUUUUAUCUACCUUGCUGGUUUAUGUUAUUUUUAUUUGAGUUUGAACAAGUAUUUGUAUCCUGCAGGUGCACGAGCCAUGGAUCAGAACAGCAGCAGUGAGGAGCUCAUUCUUAUUGACCGUGACCCCAAGGUGUUGAGGCCUGCAGGUGUACCUGCCAUGGACCAGAUCAGCAGCAGUGAGCAGCUGGUUCUACUUUCUAGCGACCCCAUGGAGUAUCCUGCAGGUGCACGAGCCAUGGAUCAGAACAGCAGCAGUGAGGAGCUCAUUCUUAUUGACCGUGACCCCAAGGUGUUGAGGGUGAGGACAGCCAUAGUGCAGGUGCUGGUGUGGUUCUUCAUCUAUAUUGAUAUCUUCAUGCUCUUCACCGUGUUCAGUAAGCAAGCUUUCCGGGGUGAUACGCGAUACAUCCUGUUUGCUAACACCCUGCUGGUGGACUCUACACUCCUGCUGCUCACAGACCUGGUGGUGCUGCUUGGUUACUUCAAUACACGGAUACCUGUCAGUCACUGCAUCGUGCUCUGCUUUGUAAUGGGGAUCAGCGUUAAAAACACACCUUACACCAUAACCGCUAUGUGCCUGGAGCGAUACGUGGCCAUCUGCAUGCCGCUUAGACAUGCCAGCAUUUCCAGCACCGGGAGGACCAUGGCUGCCAUCAUUAUCAUCUGGGCAUUCAGCUCUGUCAAGGUCAUUAUAGAUGUUGUUAUCGUCACUGUUACAGCCCCACCAAGCUACUUUGCCAAGCCCACCUCAUGUGACUACCGGAUCAUGCUGGUGACUGAUUGGCAGCAACUCAUGCAUGUCAUCUUUGGUCAGAUGGACUUCUUUAUUAUUGCAUUGAUAGUACUGUUCUGCUACACAAAGAUAAUGCUGGCAGCUCAAGCUGCCUCCGGAGAAAAUAAACAGUCUGUAUCAAAGGGGCGACGCACACUCCUGCUCCAUGGCGUACAGCUUGUUUUAUGCUUGGCUAACCUGUGGGUCCCCUUUAUAAUGGAUGUUGUUAGGAAGCAAAGCCAACACUUGUUCCUACCUGUCCGAUUCUUCAAUUUCAUUGCUUUUACUAUUGUCUCAAGGGCUCUGAGUCCACUUAUCUAUGGCCUCAGGGAUAAAGAGUUUAGCCUUGCCCUGAAAUAUUACAUGAGGUGCAAGGGCAAGCCCCUCUCUGGAGGGCUAUGUAGCAGCUUAGGAUGA